Molecule: messenger RNA, 1233 nt
Organism: Lobosporangium transversale
Lineage: Eukaryota; Fungi; Mortierellomycota; Mortierellomycetes; Mortierellales; Mortierellaceae
Exons: 1
Coding region: 87-1103 (338 amino acids)
Source: RefSeq, a predicted model, not a curated record
GUGACGGAUAGCACGUCCUUAAAGCGCGCUUUGCCGAAAAAAAAGUGAUGUUAAUUGUAAACUCAUUUCCUUAAAUUGAUCCAAUCAUGUCUCGAAGUGUGCCUAUUGAAGAUCCAUUACUACAUCCACCAACACCGCCCAUCCAAGCGGAACAGACAGAACAAAAACAGGAUAGGACUGAACAACCAAGGUCAUCGCUUCAAUUUGAUGAUGGCCCCAUCCCUUUUCAAACCACUUCUUCAACAGAGGCGACCGCAAAGAACACAUCCAUCUUUGCGCCUAUACAAGCACAACCAUUAAGCAAGCCCAAUACUGUUCCUGUAAAGGCAAGCGCUGUUGGCAACGCAUCCGAAACCGAAGCUGCCUCGCUACCUAAAUUUGUUGAUCCUUUAACAGCAGCAGCUCUUGAACAGAACAUUGAAGGUACUGGCAGCAUUGAGAGUACUGUGAAUAAGGCCGCUACGACCGAGACUACGACUAUGAACACGAGCAUAGCUUCAGUUCCCUCAUCUCCAUCUACACAGGGAUCAGCACCGCUGCCCAAUAUCAGUAUCCCGACUGGUCAUAACAACAUCCCAACAGAAUAUCCUACACAUUUAGCAUCUCCGCCAUUACCUCAACGACCAUCUUCGAGAGGAGGAACACCAUUUGCAGCCUUCCAGAGUUUUUCAUCAGCUCUACAGCCUCCUUCAGCGUCAGAGGCUCCAGUUUCAACUGAUCUGAGUUCAGGAUUAGGCUCAAUAGUUGGCGGAAGUAUUGGACUCAGUUUUAAGGAAAGUCAACAAGGAGAUGAAGCAAAGGACAAGGCCAGGAAUGAUACUUCUACAACUACUGCAGCACAGCAGCAGCAACGGGCGAAGCAGAACCCCAUCGGGAUAUCCACCGCCAACAUUGCAGGGACUGGAAUAGGUAGUAUUCAGGAUCAGUCGGAUAUGGUGCACCAAGAAUUAAGGAGUCCUGAACAGCAGCAUCAUGCAUUAGAGCAGCAGCAGGAACAACAGCAGCAACAGCACCAACAACAACAACCACAGCAUCGCACUGAACGUAACAGCCAAAUGACUAUUAAGUUGGUUGAGCAAGGCCGGGAGCAAUAUGUUGGGUAAGGAAAAGAUAGGAAGGCAGAGAAACAGGAAGACAGGGAGAUAGAGUGGCAGAAGGACAGCAAAAAAAGGAAAACAAGGGAAAGAGGCAGAGACAGAGGAUAAGUCAUGGAAGGAUCUGGAGACUGACAUA